Molecule: messenger RNA, 2030 nt
Organism: Exophiala dermatitidis NIH/UT8656
Lineage: Eukaryota; Fungi; Ascomycota; Eurotiomycetes; Chaetothyriales; Herpotrichiellaceae
Exons: 1
Coding region: 370-1311 (313 amino acids)
Source: RefSeq, a predicted model, not a curated record
CGCUUAUCAACACAACCGGGACCUUUGGAUAUCAUUCGCUUGCUCCCACGGACGAAAUUCGAUCGCUACACUGUGGGUUUCGUCCGUCGCAUUUCUCUAUGACGCCUACACAUUGUCGCACGAAGUGGCAGCAAUGACCACUGGCAUGCAGUGCAGAGACUCAACUCCAUGGACAUACGGCGGACGAUUUACAUCCUCACUCUGUCGCCAACUACUAUGGGGAGAUUCGUCCCAGGCUCACGGUAGGAAUACAUAAAGGGACACGUCAGGCUUGCCCAGAUGAUACUCAACUAGAAUCAAAUCCAAUCCGUCCAUUUCUGUGUUUUGUCUCUGCGCGUGAACUGAACUCUUGCCCAAGAUCGUCAUAUCAUGUCCGACCUCAGACGGAUCCUCAUCACCGGAGCUACAGGAAAGCAAGGCGGAGCCGUUCUUCGAGCGUUGCUCAAAUCCCCUCCCUCUCCGCCGUUCCAUCUAGUGGCACUGACACGCAAUGCAAAAAGUGAAAGUGCUCAAGCCCUGACACGAAACAACCCCAACGUCAGUCUCCUGGAGGGAAACCUCGAUGACUGCAAAGCUAUUUUCAGAGCCUCGUCAGAAACCGACACCCCUCCUUUCUAUGGCGUCUUCAGCGUACAGGUGCCCCUGAAGCCUCGGGUGGAGGAGCAGCAAGGGAAGGACCUGAUCGAUGCGGCCGCAGCACAUGGUGUCCGUCACUUCGUGUAUACGUCGGCGGACAGGGGCGGGACCGAAAGGUCUGAUCGGGAUGCCACCGCAGUCAAACAUUUCGCUUCGAAAUUCGCCAUUGAAACCCACCUGAAGCAUACUGCGCAGAAACUGGACGGCAGAAUGAAAUGGACAAUCGUGCGCCCCGUGGCGUUCAUGGAGAACCUGACCCCGGACUUUCUUGGUCGCGCGUUCGCGACCAUGUGGCAGCUGAACGGGAUGGAUGAUGAUAGCAAUAGCAAGUUACAGCUUGUCUCCGCGACCGACGUGGGCAUUCUUGCCGCGGACGCUUUCAAGCAUCCAGAAACCUAUGCGGGGCGAGCUAUUUCCAUCGCGACCGACGAAUUGACGGCUCGACAAGCCAACGACGUCUUCAAGCGUGUCGUCGGCUCCGAUAUGCCGACCACAUAUCCAUUUGUGGGCCGCUUGAUUAAGUUGAUUCUCCGCGAACAACUCGGGGUCAUGUUUGACUGGUUCAAAACCGACGGGUUUGGAGCCGAUCCGAACGAGUGGAAGGAAAAGUUCCCAGAGAUGCAAGACUUCGAACGUUGGCUGAGGGAGUCCAGUCGGUUUGAUAAGAAAACGUGAUGAGGAGACCGUUGGCAUGAUGGCGUCGUACAUGAUCUGAUGCUGCCACGCCAGUACCGAGGUAUAUUCCAGGAAGAAUAUGCCAGGUUGCUUUUGGUGGCCGCUGGAAUGGCUGUGCCGUCUUCUAUGCUCGCCUCCCGACCAGGACAUCUUCUCGAGGGGUAAAGCUGUGGCAUUGCAUGCGGAUAUUGCCUUCUCGCCCCCAAACCAAGAGACCGGCUCGACUGGCGGCGUCUUUCCACAGGUACAGUCGAUUCUACCUUCAUAGCUUCCGUUGACGGGCCAUGCAGCAGUAUAGCCUCUCAACUCAACGAAGUCAUCCCCGUACGGGAACUGUAUCUCGUCCGCAUCCCCGUCGCUCAUCAACAAUUGAGUGCCGACUUGUUAGAUUUUCUUAAAUAAGGCUGACGUUGUGGGAACUAGAGUCAGUUUUGACCGUCGAGGACGGAGUCGGACGAUCUCCUGGACCUACAACGGAAUAGCAAGUUCAACUGUCAAGCAGGACCUAAUGGAGAAUGUUCAUGUGAACAGAAUACCUAAUGAAGAUGGCGAGGCUACCUGGACGUAGUCAUUGGAUGGAAAGGCAGAAUAGCAGAUGGAUUGUCCAAGGGCGUUCAUUGAUAGAGAUAUUCGUCUGAUGUGCAGAAACAGUUGAUGAGCUUUGCCAGGCUUGACCCAGCCGAUGACAAUUCCAAUGAGAAGCAACCCGGGCUAUUUGC